AUGACUUCUCGUGCAAAACUUACUGAAAACCUUCAGUCUCUUUGUCAUGAACAUGGUUUAACGUGGGACGAUCAAUUAUCAAAUGAUAUUCCACGAAAAUGGCGCAUACAUGGUGACAUGCUUCUUCUUUCUUCAAGUCGUUGUUUUGUUGAUUCUCGAUGGAUAACUCAUAUUCCAUCUGAUCAAUUUUGGUCAACUGUUGCUCGAUCAUUUGGAUCAUCAAUUAAACGUAUUGCUUUCGAAGGUUCUAUUAAAAAUGACGAUUUUCGAUCACCAAAUACACGCUUAGUAUUAGGCAGUGACCCAUGGGUAUAUCUAAUCGAAAAUGGUAUUAAAUUUUCAUAUAAUGUUGAUAAAAGUAUGUUUUGUGCUGGAAACAAUACAGAACGAAUGAGAAUGGGGCGAAUGUUAUGUGCCAAUGAAACAAUUGUUGAUCUUUAUGUAGGCAUUGGAUAUUUUACUCUUCCAUUUCUUGUUCACGGUCAUGCACGUCAUGUAUAUGCUUGUGAAUGGAAUCCCGAUUCAAUGGAAGCACUUCGUCGCAAUCUUCAAGCAAAUCAUAUCGAUGAUGAUCGCUAUACACUUCUCUUAGGAGAUAAUCAAUCGACAUGUCCUGUGGGUGUAGCUGAUCGGUGUAAUCUUGGCUUAAUUCCAUCAUCUGAAGCUAGUUGGCCGAUUGCUUGCCGAGCACUUCGAUCUGAAGGAGGUCGUCUUCAUGUACAUGGUGUUGUAAAUACCAAAGAAGAAACACAUGAUCAAUACAGUGAAAAGGUUCGGCAACGUAUUGAAACAAUUAUGCGAGAUAUUCAUCGUGAAGAAAAUAAUUACAAAUGUGAAAUAGAACACAUUGAAAAAGUUAAACCAUAUGGACCUCGCUUAGAUCAUCUUGUUGUUGAUUUAUUAUUAACUGAAAUUCGGUCAUGA
Molecule: messenger RNA, 924 nt
Organism: Rotaria socialis
Lineage: Eukaryota; Metazoa; Rotifera; Eurotatoria; Philodinida; Philodinidae
Source: the annotation of a GenBank genome assembly